This is a messenger RNA of Fraxinus pennsylvanica, 339 nucleotides long. Lineage: Eukaryota; Viridiplantae; Streptophyta; Magnoliopsida; Lamiales; Oleaceae. The record is from the annotation of a GenBank genome assembly.
AUGGAAUCGAUCGCAGUCAAUUGGGAAGCACUCGACGCACUCGUAACCGACUUCGCAAAAUCCGAGCAGUUGAUCGAAGACGCGCAAUCACCUCUGUUAUCGCCGUCAACCACGACAUUCGCUUCGCGAUUAUUGAUUCGUCAGAUUAGACGGUUAUUAGAAUCCGGUGAAAUUGACUCCGCCAUUAAUCUCCUUAGAGUUCACGCGCCAUCCGUCCUAGAUGAUCAUCGCCUCCUAUUCCGCUUGCAGAAACAGGAGAGGAGCGACGCGAUUCAGUUUGUGGAAGUGAAGGAAGCCCACGACACACAUGAAUACCCUGUUCACGGCCAAAGCUAUUAA